Molecule: messenger RNA, 2914 nt
Organism: Pseudonaja textilis
Lineage: Eukaryota; Metazoa; Chordata; Lepidosauria; Squamata; Elapidae
Gene: ARHGAP28
Product: Rho GTPase activating protein 28
Biological process (GO): negative regulation of stress fiber assembly; regulation of small GTPase mediated signal transduction; regulation of actin filament polymerization
Cellular component (GO): cytoplasm
Molecular function (GO): GTPase activator activity
Source: RefSeq, a predicted model, not a curated record
AGGGAACGGGCUCUUAAAGGGCAAGGCCAUGCCUGGCUGGCUUGACGGAGUCCUUUGAUCCGAAGAAGCCAGAGGCUUCCCGAGUAGACAACUUGUCGGCCGCCAGGCGUUGAGGAAGACAUGCGCGUCCCAUAAUGGAGAUAAAGGAUUCGGGCAGCGUGGUGCUGACAGCCUAUCAUUCUUACACUCCAUCCCGGCUGCCGAGCAGGGUGGAGCAGAGCUUCGUUCCAGAGGGUCCCCCAAGCCGGUCUCCUCUCAGGAAAUCUCUCCCUCGUUGCCAACGAAUUAGCAGAAUGCUCUCCAAUGAAUCAUUGCGCCCUCCCGUGUAUAGCCGUUCCAAUUCACAAGUUUCUGUUGAUAGCACUUCUAUGGAGGAUUUCUGGUGUGAGGUAGAAAACAUCAAGGAGAGCACAGAAGAAAGGCAAGAUGAGCAAAACCUGUUAGAAGUCAAGCCUCCUGAUGAAGGUGAACUAGAAGCUGAAUGGUUGCAAGAUGUUGGUCUGUCUACAUUAAUAUCAGAAUCGGAAGAAGACAAUGGAGAAGCAUUGCUAUCAACAUUGACCCGAACUCAAGCAGCUGCUGUGCAGAAGAGAUAUACCACAUAUUCUCAGACCAUGAGAAAGAAAAAUAAACACACAGUCAGAGAUGUGCGUGAUAUCUUUGGCAUUCAUAAUUCCUCUCCUACAUUUGAGACUAUACCAGUAUUACCUGUUACAACCAAUGGUAUAGAUUUUUCUGUGCAGAAUCCAGAUUGGAAAAUGGUUAGCUCUAGUGACUGUAUGGAAUAUGAACUCAAUAAAGGCAGCCAGUUGCAGAAAGAGGAGCUUUCCCUUGAAAUUUCCUUCUCAGAAUCAAUCACAGUGUCUCCAAAACACAGAGAAUGUCACAAAAGUCAAAGAUUAAAAAAGGAUGAUUCCGCUUUACCUAAAUAUACAAUUAGGAAAAGUCGACUUGGAUUAACUGAAGUUGGAGAUAUGUCUCCUGAGGACAUGAAGAAAAUUCGUUAUCUUUCUCUGAUUGAAUUAACUGCUGUCUAUGAUGCUUUAGGAAUAGAGUUGAAAAGGAACCGGACAGAAAGGAUGAAAAGGCGAGAAAAUGGUCUUUUUGGAGUUCCAUUAGCAGUGCUCUUGGAAAAUGAUCAAAAGAAGUUUCCUGGAAUUAAAGUCCCCCUCAUUUUUCAAAAAUUAUUGCUCAAACUUGAGGAAACUGGUCUGGAAACAGAAGGUAUUCUUCGAGUGCCUGGAUCUGCUUGCAGAGUGAAGAGUCUUCGCCAAGAAAUUGAAGCAAAAUUUGAUGAUGAUACUUUUGACUGGGAUCAAGUCCGCAAUAAUGAUGCCGCAGGACUACUGAAAAUGUUUGUACGAGAACUACCAAGUCCUCUCUUCCCUGUGGAAUAUUUGCCUGCUUUUAUCACAUUAAUAGAAAAAACCUCCAAAAUCAAACUGCAGCUUCAAGCUUUGCAUUUGCUGAUCAUGCUUCUUCCCGAUGCUAGUCGCGAUGCAGCCAAGGCCCUUCUGCAGUUUUUGAAGAAAGUAGUUGCUAAUGAAAAUAAAAAUAAAAUGACUUUAUGGAAUGUCUCCAUGAUUGUUGCCCCAAACCUCUUCAUCUACAAAGGCAAACAUGCCAAUCAAGAAGAGAUGCUAGCAGCAGCCACCACUGCCCAUGUGGUAAGGCUUUUGAUUAAAUACCAAGAUAUCCUAUGGAUGGUCCCAACAUUUCUGAUAACUCAAGUGAGAAAGAUGAAUGAGGCUGCAAUGAACAAUAUGAAAAAGCAGCUCAUGUUUGACAAGGGUGUAAGAAAACUAUUGAGAAGGAAAACUAUGGACCGGGAGAGACCAGAAAGAACAGAGUCUGAUAUUCCUGAAGGUGUGAUAAGAGUCCAUGCUCCCCUACAUUCAAAAGUUUCUAUGGCAAUUCAACCAAAUAAUCAAACAAAAGCCAAAGAUAUUGUGGCACGAUUUUAUUGUGAAAACAGAUCUGCAUCAUCAGAAGAAUUGAAAAUGCCAAUCCAAAGUUUAUAUGAAAUUGGAGGAAAUAUAGGGGAACACUGUUUGGAUCCAGAUGCAUAUAUGCUGGAUGUGUACCAUGCCAAUCCUCAAGCGGAGUGGGUAAUUAAAGAAAAAAGAAGUUCAAUAUUUUAAAGACAUGUUGGCAGACUGUUUGGGUCAAACUGAAAAGAACAGUGCAGAAGGCUUUCCAUCAGGAGCCAUGUUGCCAUAAGGAAGCUCAAGCAGGUGUAGCCUGUAUAUUUUUAACAUAAACUAAGCUAUUUAUCCUCAAGUAUUAUAGAACCUGAGACCUUCAAUUAAUAGUUUGUUAUAAUAAUUUAUUUUUAGUGAAUACGAUUUUACUGGUUUUAUUGGUACAGUUUAUAUGGUUAAAGAAUACAAUUUGAAAUAUACAUUAAGAGAAAAGAAACUGGGAUUUUUUUUUUCCCAGUGCCCCUGAGAAGGGAGUUGUACGGUGGCAUCCCAAAACCAAGAAUCACAUUUUAACAGUAAGGCUGUCAAUAUGAAGGGCAUAGCAUUUUUUAAAACAGAAAAUAAGGGCAGUUGGCCAGAAUGCUAUAACUUUUUCCUGCUCAAGAACAUUUUUUUAAUUGUGAAAUAUGAUUACAACAUUUGUGACUCAGUUCCUAUUGCUAGCUACUAAUGAGAAGGAAAACUACUGUGUAAAAUAUAUUUGGUGUAUUGUAUAUGAAUAUAAACAGUAUAUAGAAUUGCAAAUUAUCAUUUUUUUCUGACUUUGCCUAUUAUUGUACAGCUAACACAAUUUAAUGUACAAUAUACCAAUGAUGAACCUACAUACCACGUUGAAUCCCCAUGUACAGAAAAAAAUGUAAAUGUAGUUAGAUACUUCACAAAAUGUUCUUUUAAAAUUUAAUAUCCACACCAUAUUCAUUCAGGUUUAAUAU